AUGCGACCAAACUUCGAUUCCUCCUCCUCCCAACAUAACCCGCCCUCCUCCUCCCAACAUAACCCGCCAUAUUUUCCAACCAUGUGUCCCCCACAACAGCCGCAAUAUAAUUUGGGCGAGGAUCUUAACGUCAGUGAUUAUGAUUUACUGCAAAGUAUUUGGUCUCCUCCACAAGCUACCGCUCCUACUCAAGAUAAUCCUCCAUCAUCAGAUGCAACACAACAAAAUCCUCCGACAACAGAGACCGAAGAACAAUAUGGUUUUGGUCAUCGUGCUCCGCGACCGCGUCAUUGUUUUACCGGUACUCGUUUAGGACCGGAUCAUCAGCAUUAA
Messenger RNA from Vicia faba (fava bean), 333 nucleotides. The record is from the annotation of a GenBank genome assembly. Lineage: Eukaryota; Viridiplantae; Streptophyta; Magnoliopsida; Fabales; Fabaceae.